Sphaeroforma arctica JP610 is the source of this 1674-nucleotide messenger RNA. RefSeq lists its product as hypothetical. Lineage: Eukaryota; Ichthyosporea; Ichthyophonida. Bases 44 to 1552 code for a protein of 502 amino acids. The transcript is spliced from 3 exons. The record is from RefSeq and is a predicted model, not a curated record.
GUUGGAGUGUGUUGACACGCAGAAAAUUAAAUAUUUGUAACAAAUGAAAUACACGAGUUAUGAGCCCACUUUGACUACAUUGCACACUGUCGUUUGCAGAGCCACUGCCAUACCGAUUGUAAUCAUGGACCAGACUUAUGAUAUUGUACUCUUCUACAAAUAUGUAGAGAUACCAGAUGCCAACGAAAUUGCUGCGUAUGUCAAGCAAUUGUGUGCCGCCCAUUCACUAUGCGGACGUGCGAUCUUGGCGCCCGAAGGUAUCAACGCUAAUUUGGCAGGGUUGAAAUCCGAGGGAGGAGUGCAGAAACUUGUAGAAGCUCUGCAAGCACACCCUCUAUUCGGUUCGGAAGUCGAUUUUAAGAUGGAUUGUGUGACCAGGAAUAGCCAGCCCUUUCCGGAUCUGGUUGUUAAAGUGCAUAAGGAGUUGUGUAGUACUGGAGGGGCGAUGCCCUUAGAUUUGCUUCACCAGGGUCUGGGAGGAACUCACCUGUCCCCAGCUGAUUUUCACAACACCCUCAAGUCUCACUGGGAAGCGAACAAGAACGAAGACGCGGAUAGUAAGAAGGAUAAUACGGGUAACGAGAUGAAGAAAGAACUGGUGGUGUUGGACGUGCGGAACAAGCGAGAGUACGCUAUUGGUAGAUUCAUGGACGAUGCGCAUGAUACACAACAUCAGGCGUUAGACCCCGACACCAAAGUGUUUGAAGAAUGGGCGCGAUAUGCGGAUAAACAGGUUGAAGAUCUUCGAGAUAAGCAAGUGCUUAUGUACUGCACUGGCGGGAUCCGUUGUGAAAAAGCCAGCGCCUAUCUUCGAUCCAAAGGGGUGGACGAUGUCAGCCAACUCGAUGGUGGUAUACACAGGUACCUGGAUGUCUUCGGUUCGGAUGGCUUUUUCAAGGGGAAGAAUGCAGUGUUCGAUGCUCGAGGGGUGCAGGUGGGAGAGGGUAAAGCAGAUGUUGUGGGCAAGUGCACGUACUGUGCAUGCCCAGAGGAGAGCAUCACAUCAGACAGAGUGUGUGCGGUGUGUAGGGAUGGUUUGUUGGUGUGUGACGCGUGCCGGGUGGCUAAGAAUGGCAUGUAUUGUUGUAACACGCACGAAUACAUGAAUGGGGUGUACUAUCCCUUCCUCGGAGGGUUUUCGCUGGAUCAAUUACGAGAUCAACUGGUUCAGCUGACGGACCUGGAAAGUACCGAACAUCUGCUGAGUUCAGCAAAUCGGCGGCGGACCGUGCGCAAACAGAUCGCACGUGUGCGAGAACGCAUCGGGGUGCUGCAGGAUAUACUCGAGGGGAAUGCGGGCGUACAGGAAACCGCACUCCUGGAUAAUUGUCCAUACUGUAGGGGCUGUGGGAAUAUCGGGCCGGACGACUUGCUUGGCCUGACCAACACCGAUGCCAAGGGAAGGCCCACAUGUGAUGGCAAGUGUUGGGGUUUCAUGCAAACGGAGCGGAAAGACGAGAAGUUUGACCUGAACGAAGGGAGUACAAAGGCGCUGGAGGACCUUAGGUCCCUGGCAAUCACUGACCCUAAACGAGACCCAGUUGUAAGUUGAUAAGGCACACGAAUUUCAAAGCAGACUAAGUUAGUAUAUUGCAGGUUCCUGUGUCGAAUUACUCUAGUAGGGAUAAUUGCGUUAAGCUCAAUGCAUUGACUAUUAAACCAUUUGCUGACUCA